This is a messenger RNA of Setaria italica (foxtail millet), 1156 nucleotides long. RefSeq names its product glycine, alanine and asparagine-rich protein. Bases 183 to 677 code for a protein of 164 amino acids. The transcript has a single exon. Lineage: Eukaryota; Viridiplantae; Streptophyta; Magnoliopsida; Poales; Poaceae. The record is from RefSeq and is a predicted model, not a curated record.
AUCCAAACACGCACCCUCCGUGCGCUCCGGCCCACACGGCCACACACACAUCGACGGAUCCCACGCGUGGCGCCCUUCUCUUCCACUUCCACGACACGCGACCGCAACCCCGCAGCCGCGCGCACGAGCCCACGUCUCUCCCGACCCCGCACGAGGAGACCCUCUAGCGCGCCGCAGCCCCCAUGGAGAUCUCCGCCUCCGCCGCGGCUGCCGCCUUCAAACCGCUGCUCCUCCGCCCGCUCGCAUCCUCCUCGCCCCACCCCGCCGCCACCUCCUCCUCCACCACCGUCCGCCGCCGCCCGCCGACCUCCUCGGCCACCACCACGGUCCGCCGUCGCGCGCGCACCCGCCCCCGCACAGGCCGCUCCAAGCCCCCCGCCGACGCCGGCGGCGACUACUUCUCCGGUGACGACGGCGGCUCCGGCUUCGGGGGAUCAGGCGGCGGAGGGCGGUGGAGCUGGAUCAGCGGGUUCGGGUCCGGAUCGGGGGGCCCCGGCGACUGGGAGCCCGACGUGCCCGCCCCCCGGAGGUCCGCGGCAGAGGCUGCGCUCGGGGUCGUCUAUGAGCUCAUGUGCCUCAUCGCGCUCUCCAACUGCACCCAGUUCGCCGUCCGCAGGCUUGCGGGCCUCCUUGCAGCGCGCGUCGCCGCCCUGCGAUUCGUCCCCACCGUCUGCUGAUCGUCCGUGGGGUUUGGUUUGCUCCCUCCUCCCGCCCGCCCGUCUACCUGAAAUCGGCUUCGGCUUCUGUAUAUAUGUCUGUCUGCGCCUGUGAUUUUAGUGGGUUGGGACCUCUCUCUCCUGUUCCUUGGUGCGCGCUUCCAGCGAUGAUGCCUGGAACGGCAACAGAAUUCGUCGAAUUGAAAUGGAAGAACAAAUAAAUAAGAACUUCUUUAUAUUAUUUUUCUCCUUUUGUAUUGGACUCAAGAUUGAUUGCUUGAUGCAAAUCAUGUUAGGAUGCAGCAUGAUGCAAUCGGCCGCUUGUGUAUAUUAGUUUCUUGUAAGUCUAAUUUGGGCUACUACUGCCUGAAAUGAUGCGUAUAGAAAUUCUCAGCAAUCAAAUGGUAAUUUAGUUGAUAAGCUAGAUGACUAUUUUCUUAGCAAUUCUCACCUCCAAUACUAUUAUGAGCCAUAAUUGCUAUUCAUUUGCAACUUGUUCA